UUGUCAAGUACCUUUCCUUUCGAACAGAACAGAAACACUGCCAACACGCUGUUUGUCAACAGAAGCGUCACGAACGAAAGGUUUUUGCCACACUUCGCGUUGCAUGUAAACAUAUUUUUUAUCUGCGCCCAUUGGUUGAUACAGUUUGUUGCAAAUAGUACAGUUUAACGUGUGAAGUUGUCGGAUUUUGUUUGCGUUGCAAGGAAUAGAGUUGUGCCGGUUUUUGGGUUGCUUUUUAGCAUCAUUAAGCGCAAUAUUUAACACACAUAUCAGACAACAAGAGGGCACAGCGAGUCCGGGCAAGAAUUACCACCGAAUGUUCUUCCAGUUUUGAGAAACAAAGCCAUCAGUCCUGUCAUAUCGUAAAAGAGAUACAACCCGCGUUGGACCCGCAUUUGUACUGUGAGUUGGCAACUUUUUGAUACCGAACGUAUCAGCUUCUUAUCUGACAAAAGUGAGCGUAAAUAGUUGUACAAAAAAAAAGGAAGAGUGUACACGCUCGAUCAUCACCGGUUGGAACAGUAUCUCAUCUGCUGAAGUACCUGACAAAAUAUCUCAUCUGGCAAAAUGAUGCGUGGUGGACCAUUGAUUCGUUUGGCGCAAGUUGGACUGUGUCCUGGGGUGACGGCUUCGAUUGGCCGACACCAGCGCUACUGGAGUCAGCAAUGCGUUCGGCUACUGAGCACCAAGCGUCAGGUGAAAUAUCUCGAGGAUACGAUCUUCCCGCCGGAGAAUGGGUUCGAGCAGAACUCACUGUACGGCAACAACAUUCCGGUACCGCACGUUACCUUGGACCAUUACUUGUGGGAUCGAUUCAGCCAGUGGACCAACAAGCAAGCCGUGGUUUGCGGCAUAACCGGACGUAGCUACACCUAUGGCACACUGCGCGAUCAUUGUGCGGCCCUUGCGAUUCGAUUGCAGCGAAAGCUGAAUCUCACAUUCGGCAAUACGCUUGCCAUUUGUCUACCCAACAUUCCAGAGUUUCCGCUCGUCACGUUCGGUGCUAUCGAGGCCGGUUUGGUGGUAACGACCAUAAAUCCGAUCUACACCGCAGAGGAAAUUUCCCGACAGCUGCUGGACAGUGAUGCAAAGAUACUGAUCGGGCUGGCUUCCAACUAUGCAGUAUUAAAAGAGGCAGCAGAGCAGGCAAAGCGUGACAUACCGAUCGUCUGCAUCCGAUGCACUAACGAUGAGAGUCUGCCUGCCGGUGCCAUUGAUUUUAACGAGCUCGCUAAUCCCAAAGGUAUUCACUACAGUGAGCUUCGCCAGCAUGAUCGCACGGCGGACGAUAUCGUCUUCCUGCCGUAUUCCUCCGGUACUACCGGUCUACCGAAAGGGGUCGAGUUGACGCAUCUUAACGUCGUAUCUAACAGUGAAAUGCUUGGCGCGAAGGCUGGCACUGGUACGGUCGUGCUGCCAACCACUGACACCUUCCAGGAUGUGCUGCCAUGUGUGCUUCCGUUCUUCCACAUCUACGGCUUGACGGUGACGAUGAUCUCGAAGCUGCAGCAGGGCUGCAAGCUGGUAACCUUGCCCAACUUCAAACCAGACACGUUCCUUAAUGCUCUUGCCGAACACAAGGGCACGGUAUUGCAUCUCGUACCACCGAUAAUCAUAUUCCUCGGACACCAUGAAGGCGUUAAGCCACAGCAUACGAAAUCCAUCCGGAAUGUGUUCUCCGGAGCCGCACCGAUGGGAACGCCAGAUGCGGAACGCUUUACCGCACGGGCACCGAAUGCAGAGUUCAUUCAGGGCUACGGAUUAACCGAGACUGCUCCGGUUGUGUUGAUGGGUGCGCUUGGUUCACGUAACUACGCCUCGGUCGGCUCACCGUGUCCACGCACCCAGGCAAAGAUUGUCGAUUUGAACGAUCCCACCAACACUGCGCUCGGACCGAACCUGUCCGGUGAGCUGCUGGUGCGUGGUCCGCAAGUGAUGAAGGGUUACCACAACAAUCGCAAGGCAACGGACGAAAUGAUCGUCGAGGGUGGUUGGUUGCGCACGGGUGAUAUUGCUCACUACGAUGACAAUCUGCAGUUCUACAUCACCGACCGGUUGAAGGAACUGAUCAAGGUGAAGGGCUUCCAGGUGCCACCGGCUGAGCUGGAGGAGCUGUUGCGAUCGCACGAAUCCGUGGCCGAUGCGGCGGUUGUCGGAAUGCCGCAUCCUGUCGCCGGAGAAGUACCGCGUGCAUUUAUCGUGGCAAAACCGGGCGCGCGGGUAACGGAAGACGCACUCAAGGAGUUUAUCGCAGAAAAAGUGGCCGUGUACAAGCGGCUCGAGGGAGGUGUCACCUUCCUGGACAGUAUUCCGAAGAACGCAUCUGGCAAGAUCUUGCGGCGGCAGCUCAAACUGGAGCACUGCUCAUAGGAAAUGUGUGGGAAUGAUGAAGCGACCCGAUAUUACCCGACCAAGUAAGGAGGGCAGACCACUAUUUCUUUUUAAAAACAAAUCUCAUACCAUCUAGCUCGAAGGAGGAUGACCCCCCGAGGGUGGGGGACGUCCGUAAGGAGGUGUGUAUCGUUGAAGAUCAUUUAUCAACUAUUUUCUCCACAGACUGUUUAGAUUGAUAGGGUAACUAAGGUGUGGUGGCAUUUACCGAUGAAGCCACAUGGUUUCUGUGUGUGAUGUAUGUUUUUGUUUUAGGACGUUAAAACGUUGUUUUAGAUUGUGUUUAGCGUAUCGUUUCCUGCAAACUUCUUCGAGCACGGUAGAGCACAAAGCAAAAAAGUACACUUGAAACAGGAAGGCGUAUCCUUAAGAAAGAGACCGUUUUUUUACAAUAUAAAAUAUACUAAAACUUUGCAAAUUCUUACCAAAUGAA
This is a messenger RNA of Anopheles funestus (African malaria mosquito), 2824 nucleotides long. RefSeq lists its product as uncharacterized. The record is from RefSeq and is a predicted model, not a curated record. Gene Ontology annotation, biological process: fatty-acyl-CoA biosynthetic process; long-chain fatty acid metabolic process. Gene Ontology annotation, molecular function: long-chain fatty acid-CoA ligase activity. NCBI's taxonomy places the organism in Eukaryota, Metazoa, Arthropoda, Insecta, Diptera, Culicidae. The transcript is spliced from 6 exons. Bases 568 to 2370 code for a protein of 600 amino acids. Gene Ontology annotation, cellular component: mitochondrion.